AUGAAGUUCUUUAAUAACGAUCUGCUUGCUUCAAGCACCCUGCUUCUUGCCACUCUCGGCGGUGCCUCAGCUCAAUGUUCCAUCCCCACCAGCUACCGAUGGACUUCGAGUGGCCCUCUUGCUGAGCCUCAGAAUGGUUGGGUUAGCCUCAAGGACUUUACCGUCGCGCCUUACAACGGUCAGCAGUUAAUCUAUGCCACUGCCUAUGGAAAUGGCUGGAAGUCUAUGGGCUUUAGCCCUGUCUCGGAUCUCAGUAACCUAGGCUCUGCUACACAGACUCUUCAGCCCGGUACAGCUGUGGCCCCAACUCUAUUCUAUUUCAGGCCUAAGGAUAUCUGGGUCUUGGCCCACCAAUGGGGCCCUACCAAGUUCUCAUACAGGACUUCAAACAACCCAACCAGCGUCAACAGUUGGUCGCAGCCUCAGCCUCUAUUCACGGGCGAAAUCGCCAAUGCCCCAUUUGGUCCAAUCGAUCAAACUGUCAUCGGCGAUAGCAGAAAUAUGUACUUAUUCUUCUGUGGCGAUAAUGGCAGAAUCUAUCGCGCGUCCAUGCCUAUCGGCAACUUCCCUGGUAACUUUGGAUCGAACUCCCAGAUUAUCCUACAAGAUACUGAAGACAAUCUAUUCGAGGCGGUUCAGGUUUACACCGUUCAAGGACAGAAUAAAUACCUGAUGAUUGUCGAGGCUAAGGGUAGAAAUGGCCGGUUCUUCCGAUCUUUUACUGCGAACAGUCUUGAUGGCCAGUGGACUGUCAAUGCUGGCACCGAAAGCAACCCCUUUGCCGGCAAGGCAAACUCAGGCGCUACCUGGACCAACGAUAUUAGCCACGGCGAACUGCUCCGCAUUGCCAACGAUGAGACAUUCCCCAUUGACCCUUGUAACCUAAAGUUUCUGUACCAAGGACGCAACCCUAGUAUUAAUGUCGACUACAAUCUCCUGCCAUACCGCCCUGGUCUCCUAACACUCCAGCGAUAG
This is a messenger RNA of Fusarium poae, 975 nucleotides long. RefSeq lists its product as uncharacterized. The transcript has a single exon. The record is from RefSeq and is a predicted model, not a curated record. The coding region runs from base 1 to 975 and encodes 324 amino acids. Gene Ontology annotation, molecular function: alpha-L-arabinofuranosidase activity. Lineage: Eukaryota; Fungi; Ascomycota; Sordariomycetes; Hypocreales; Nectriaceae. Gene Ontology annotation, biological process: L-arabinose metabolic process.